Messenger RNA from Colletes gigas, 925 nucleotides. RefSeq names its product derlin-1 (gene Der-1). NCBI's taxonomy places the organism in Eukaryota, Metazoa, Arthropoda, Insecta, Hymenoptera, Colletidae. Gene Ontology annotation, biological process: endoplasmic reticulum unfolded protein response. Bases 108 to 848 code for a protein of 246 amino acids. The transcript has 2 exons. Gene Ontology annotation, cellular component: endoplasmic reticulum membrane; Hrd1p ubiquitin ligase ERAD-L complex. The record is from RefSeq and is a predicted model, not a curated record. Gene Ontology annotation, molecular function: ubiquitin-specific protease binding; misfolded protein binding.
UGAUAGUCGCCAAGCAAUCGUACUUCAGGACGUUACAUUUGUACACUGUCCAUAGUGGUUAUAACUGAUUUUUAAGAUUUUUACGUUACUACGUUAAAGAUAGAAAAAUGUCGGAUGUGAGAAAUUGGUUUAAUUCAUUACCAAUAUUCACGAGAUAUUGGCUAUUAUGUACAAUUGUAUUUACGUUAGUCGGUAGAUUCGGACUAGUCAGUCCGAGCUCCAUGACACUUUCAUACGAUCGUUUCGUAAAUAAUUUCGAAAUUUGGAGAGCAGUAACCAGUGUUUUCUUCUAUCCCCUCAGUUCUGGAACAGGAUUCCAUUUCUUAAUCAAUUGUUACUUUUUGUAUAAUUAUUCACUGAGAUUAGAACGAGGGGAGUGCGAUGGACGACCCGCAGAUUAUUGUUUUCUACUUUUAUUUAAUUGGAUGUGCUGUAUUAUAAUAGGACUUAUAGGUAAAUUCUACUUUCUUAUGGACCCCAUGGUACUCAGUGUAUUAUAUAUUUGGUGUCAGUUGAAUAAAGAUGCGAUUGUUAAUUUCUGGUUUGGUACACAAUUUAAAGCCAUGUACAUACCAUGGAUACUGUUUGCAUUUAAUUUCAUUAUUUUUGGAGAUGGAAUGAUGGAACUGUUUGGUAUUCUAGUGGGACAUCUUUAUAUAUUUUUAAAGUUUAAGUAUCCUCAAGAAUUUGGUGGCCCUGAGCUAUUGAAUACUCCAAAAAUUCUUGAAUCUUAUUUUCCGCCUCAAAGAGGUAGGUUUGGUUAUAGAGCUCCUACACAAAGAGUACAGCCUGCAAGAAACAUGUUUGGUACACAUAAUUGGGGACAUGGGAACGUUUUGGGACAAUAAAUUGAUAAUUCUAAGAAAAAUAACAUCUGGUGUUAUAAUUCUCUCAAAUACUAUUAUCAUUACAUUUAUUAAAUAAU